CGACCCUCCUGCUUUAUACCCAGCUUUAUACCCGCGCAUCAAAUACAUCGGACCAUAUAUUGUUCGAUAUUACACCAGAUGGCGGUCUGAACUAUACGGGGAAGAAGAAGAAGAAGAAAGACCAGUCACAUUCGGUAUUUCAAAGCUCUGGCCUGAGAAUGAUCUUAGGGUAAUAUUCACUUCCUGUGAAAGUGAAAGUAGACCGUAUUGCUGGUAGCCAGGUAGGCUUAUUAUACAUGAGCAGCACUGUGAGCACAUAGUGACAUGUAUAUUGGAUGUUUUGCUUUAUCAUGACGAAACCUGUAAGUUGUAGUGUCGUUAAAAUUACCAUAAUCAUGAACAAUGGAAGUAACUUUUUAAAAAAUAUUUCGAAAAUGUGUCGGGGCCCGGAUUAGAGUCGAUCAUUACAUAUGCACAUGUUCAUGAUCAUGAUGUUGUACGAUGAAUACUUAUACGUGUGUCUGUAUCUGUAUCUUGCCAUCUCAAACUGUGAACGCACAUCAAAGUAGAAAGAACAAAAGUAAGUCGUAACCGCCGCUCUUGAAAUACUAGUUGGAAGCCCUCGAUUGACAUACAGGUAAUUCUCGAUGGCUCGAACUUUGAUCCCUCGAAGUCAAACUGCAGUCCCGUAAAGGCCGUUAUUCAUAAUCUAUAUUUUUUUACUCUCGAUACCUCGAAGUCGCCUUGUAUCUCCAAGCGCCAUACCUAAUUUACACCUACUUGGUCAUUUAAAUGGCUCAAGGCGUUAGAAGCGGGACCCGUGUCACGGUUUGUUUAUUCAGGCGACACUUGUCCUGCAAGGUGAUAUUUGUUUGGUGAUUGACCAUACCGAUACUUACAUGUAGUCUAUAAUUAACACGAACCGUUUUACGAUAAUUUGGAGACGCAAUGAAAAUGAAAAAUUGAUUGAGAAGAAACAAUAAUAUUGAGCCAUGGUCAAAUUUUUGAAUUAUAAAACUGUAAAAAUUAUGCAUAUCAGCAUCGUUGUCAUUAUAAUGAUUAUUGCUAAACAAGUUCUUACAGCUGGUGAAGGACCCUUACGGUGGGAACAAUGCGUGAUACUCAGUUAUCACAUUUAUGACAUGUCGAUCGCCUCGCAGUACAGUAGUUCUGAGCAAUCCGGUCUUAAUAUGAUGCAUAAAAUAAAUAAUAAUUAUGAAUUUAAUUUUUUCAAUAGUUGUUUGUAUUUAGUUUUAAAAACAUCCAGUUCUGUAUAUUUUACUGAAAAGAAAAGGUACUUGUUAAAGCACGUGCGUAAGGUUAUCACUAAAUCAAUGGCUUAAUCAUAACAUCCGGUAAGACUAAUUUUAAAACCUGUCGGUCAACCCAGAAAAUUAAAACCAAACAAGGGAUUUAAAAUGAAUUUCUCCCAUGUGAUCUAUGGAUGUGUCAAUUACUGUAUUGUGUAAGUACAGUUUUUCCAUUUUUCUUUUUUUUGUACGUGUACAUGUACUGUAAAAAUGUAUUUCAGGUGCAGAUAAGCUUGAAUAAAGAAGCAGUAAACCCAAUGAAGGCGAAGAGAAUAAGGCCAGAUGAGGAUGCUAAAUUUUGGUGUCAAGCAGAUUUAGACAAGGAUGGAUUUGAAAAACGAUUCAUUAAUAACACUAUAGGAUUCGGUGUAUUUACAACAGCAUUUUUCCAAAAGGGGGCCUUUCUUUUAGAGUAUGUUGGCAAUCGAAUAAGUGAAAAAGAGGCAGAAAUUCGAGAGAGAAAACGCAGGAAGAAAAAACACAGUUACAUGUUUCAUUUCAAAUGGAAUGGGAAACAUGUUGUUGAUGCUACAGAUGUACCAGAAAGAAUGUGCCGUUAUGUCAAUGAUGACAAGAAGGCAAAUGCAACAAUGAAAUUGAAAGUUUUCAAUAAUUAUCCAAGGCUGUGUUUGUUUGCUCUACAAGAUAUACAUAUUGGAGAAGAAAUACGUUAUGAUUAUGGUGAUGAGAAUGUUCCUUGGAGGCAACACUUUCAUAAAACUAAGAUGGAGAUGAAGACAAUUGAAGUUACAGAUGAUGAUGAUGAUGACCCCUUUGAUCUCAAAAAGCCAAGGUUUUCAGAGAAAAAGGAACAAUGCCAAAGCAAGGCCAAAGUCAGUUGCAUGCUGGAAAUGAUAGACUUAGUGAUGAUGAUGACAUAGAUGAGGAUGCUCUUUCUG
Molecule: messenger RNA, 2149 nt
Organism: Magallana angulata
Lineage: Eukaryota; Metazoa; Mollusca; Bivalvia; Ostreida; Ostreidae
Product: N-lysine methyltransferase KMT5A-A-like
Exons: 7
Coding region: 1385-2131 (248 amino acids)
Molecular function (GO): protein binding
Source: RefSeq, a predicted model, not a curated record